CAGCCCGCCGGCCCGGCCAGCCCAGCCCAGCCCGGCGGCCCGCAGCCCCGCCGCCCGCCGCCCCCCGCCGCCGCCGCGUUGCCAAAACAAACGGGCCGGCCUAUUUAUUGGCGGCCGGCGAGCCGGGCAGCUCAGAGUCGAGGCGCCGAGGGGGACAGCGCGCCGCCACCAGCCAGGGCCCCGGGCCCCCGCCCCGCACCUGAGUCCCGCCGGCCCUGCGCCGCGCCGCGCAGCCCAUGGCGCCCCCACCCGGAGCCCCCCGGAGCCAGCCGGACGCCUGAGCCCCCGCAGCGCUCCCGUCGACUCGCCCGCCCACCAGCCCACCAGGCGCCCUCGCCCGCCGCUCGCCCGGGCUCCCCGGCCAUGUCUCCCGCCCGGCUCCGGCCCCGACUUCGGUUCUGCCUGCUCCUGCUGCUGCUGCUGGUGCCGGCGGCGCGGGGCUGCGGGCCGGGCCGGGUGGUGGGCAGCCGGCGGCGGCCGCCGCGCAAGCUCGUGCCGCUCGCCUACAAGCAGUUCAGCCCCAACGUGCCCGAGAAGACCCUGGGCGCCAGCGGGCGCUAUGAAGGCAAGAUCGCGCGCAGCUCGGAGCGCUUCAAAGAGCUCACCCCCAACUACAAUCCCGACAUCAUCUUCAAGGACGAGGAGAACACGGGCGCCGACCGUCUCAUGACCCAGCGCUGCAAGGACCGCCUGAACUCGCUGGCCAUCUCGGUGAUGAACCAGUGGCCCGGCGUGAAGCUGCGAGUGACCGAAGGCUGGGACGAGGACGGUCACCACUCGGAGGAGUCGCUGCACUAUGAGGGCCGCGCGGUGGACAUUACCACUUCGGACCGCGACCGCAAUAAGUACGGACUGCUGGCACGCUUGGCAGUGGAGGCCGGCUUCGACUGGGUGUAUUACGAGUCCAAGGCCCACGUGCAUUGCUCCGUCAAGUCUGAGCACUCGGCUGCGGCCAAGACAGGUGGCUGCUUUCCUGCUGGAGCCCAGGUGCGCCUGGAGAGUGGGGCACGCGUGGCGCUGUCAGCCUUGAGGCCUGGAGACCGGGUGCUGGCCAUGGGGGAGGAUGGGAACCCCACCUUCAGCGACGUGCUCAUUUUCCUGGAUCGCGAGCCCAACAGGCUGAGGGCCUUCCGGGUCAUCGAGACCCAGGACCCCCCGCGCCGCCUGGCACUCACGCCCGCCCACCUGCUCUUCACCUCCAACAAUCACACGGAGCCAGCCGCCCACUUCCGGGCCACGUUCGCCAGCCAAGUGCAGCCCGGCCAGUAUGUGCUGGUGGCCGGGGUGCCAGGCCUGCAGCCUGCGCGAGUGGCGGCUGUCUCCACACACGUGGCCCUUGGGGCCUACGCCCCGCUAACACGGCACGGGACGCUGGUGGUGGAGGAUGUGGUGGCUUCCUGCUUCGCGGCCGUGGCGGACCACCGUCUGGCUCAGUUGGCCUUCUGGCCCCUGCGACUGUUUCACAGCUUGGCGUGGGGCAGCUGGAGCCCGGGAGAGGGGGUGCACUGGUACCCCCAGGUGCUCUACCGUCUGGGACGGCUCCUGUUGGAAGAGGGUAGCUUCCACUCGCUGGGCAUGGCCGGCCCAGGGAGCUGAAAAGGCCCCUUCGCUGCCCUCCUGCAACUGCCUAACUGCUUGCCGGCAGGGCACCAGCGCUGGCCGGGGCCUGAGUUGGGGGGCGCUGGUUCCCACCAUCUCCUCUUCGACAGAGACACCCCAUCGCGACUUGACUGGGCAGUGCCAGUGUGGACCAUCCCACCUCGAUGCCGAGCCGGUUGGGGCGGGGUGGGGCUGCUCUAGCCUUCUAUUCUAGAGACCUCGAGGCUGGCACAGUGGGGCCAACCCAGCCAGCCCUCCCUUCGGCUUUUCACACCCGCCUUCCCCACAGGGGAGGGCCCAUUCCAUUUGUCUCAGGCCCCUCUUAGUUGGGCUCACACCUCAGUUGAUGCUGCUAGAUUCCCUGGGAGCCAGCAGGGAGCUGGCCGGACUCAUCACCUGCUGCCCAGAACUGCCAAGGCUGCGGGGUAGGGCAGCCAGCCUGGCCACCCUGAGGCAUGACCUUCGUCCCUGGCCACACUCCCCGGGACACAUCCAGAGACUGUUGCUGUGGUGGCCAGAGUUCUGGGUUCCAGCCAAUGUGAUCAUAGUGCCCGGGACCAGGGGAGGGGGCUGGAUGUCCUUCCGCCCCUGCCCAGGCUAAGCUCCCUCUUCUGCUGAACCAUGACCCCCACACCCCCUCCGGUCAGUCUCCCCCACCUUAUUUAUUGGCGCGGAGGGGGAAGCCCAUGGGAGAAUUUGGGGGAUGUUUUGGUCUUUUCUUCCUUUUGUAAUAAAAAUUAUUUAAGUUGUUAGAGCCAUAGAGUCUAGGAUGCUGAGUGGGGCCAAUACACAGACAGCCUGGAGCCAUGGGUGGGUCCGUCCGGGGCUGUGCUCACCUUCCUCCACGGACAAAACCUCCCAUGCUCCCACCAUCUCUGCAGGCCCUCCUCACCCAGCAGCCCAGCAAAGUCCCCACAGAGAGCUGGGCUCUGCGCCAGGCAAGGCCUUUCACACGCUGACCUCCAAGUUUGCCCUAAACACUACUGGACCAGAGA
This is a messenger RNA of Mirounga angustirostris (Northern elephant seal), 2594 nucleotides long. RefSeq names its product Indian hedgehog signaling molecule (gene IHH). Gene Ontology annotation, biological process: regulation of gene expression; cell fate specification; protein autoprocessing. The record is from RefSeq and is a predicted model, not a curated record. The transcript has 3 exons. Gene Ontology annotation, molecular function: patched binding; calcium ion binding. The coding region runs from base 364 to 1596 and encodes 410 amino acids. NCBI's taxonomy places the organism in Eukaryota, Metazoa, Chordata, Mammalia, Carnivora, Phocidae.